Pyricularia grisea is the source of this 2063-nucleotide messenger RNA. RefSeq lists its product as uncharacterized. NCBI's taxonomy places the organism in Eukaryota, Fungi, Ascomycota, Sordariomycetes, Magnaporthales, Pyriculariaceae. Bases 342 to 2063 code for a protein of 573 amino acids. The transcript is spliced from 2 exons. The record is from RefSeq and is a predicted model, not a curated record.
GGUGUGGGUGUGGUCUUGUCGUAAUAGACAAAUCACCAGCCAUUCUACUCAUCCGGCGCAGCGGUCACCACCAAAGGGCAUUUUCUGAGGGGAAGUUUUUUGAGCCUGCGAUUUCGUGGGGGAAAUGACAUCACAGAUCAUCCCUUACGGUCAAGCUAUGAUGACGAUACACAAUAAUGCUUGCUACGUUUGCACAGGUGGUGCAACAGAGAAAAAAAAACCAGGACUUGCCCGCCUGACAGCUCAAUUCUGGAAGCCUUUCAAUCAAUUAUUGUUGUCUUCCAUUCCUAUCUGACACCUCAGUCGUCAUCAGGCCUGAUAAUAACUAAUACGACGAAACCAUGAUCGCAACUCAACCUGAAUACCGGCGUCAGGACUCCAUGGGUGCGGGUCGUAAAUUGGUCAAGAAACAGCCAUCACCAUCCCGCAGAAGGUCAAAUUCUUUGUCGGGGCAAACUUCACCAAUGGAGCCUGACAAGGAGAAGAAGUCCAAAUUUAGGCUCUCCAACCCAUUUUCAUUCUCCUCUUCGACCAAGGAAAAGGAAAAAGAGAGGUUCGAGGACAAGACUAGCAGCAAUCCAGCAGAACAGUUUGUAUCUACUGAUUCGGCAUACGGGAGCGGAGGGAGUCUAACAAACCCGGCAACAUCCACAACUGUUGCUCCGCCCAACAACACCUCUUUGACCUCGGACACUACACCUAGUACUAGCGCCGGCACUAUCCCCACGCGGGGGAACGGCCUACUCAAGCCGCCUUCGACUCUCAUUACUCCCCCAACACCUCCUGCACAGCCUGUCGCCCAGGUCGCCCCGGCGGCACCGUACACCACGGCCGCUAGUCAAGGCGAGCCCAUCACUCAGCAGACUUACCACGAUGCGAGGACUGGAAACACGGUCACAACGACUACUACAACCACAACCACAACCACCACUACUACGGGACCCAGCGGGUCUACAACAGUCCAGAUGCCUUCCGUCCAGGCGAGUAGUAGUCCGUCACCUCCACCUGCGCAUAUCACUAGCCGUACAGGCUCGGACCCUCCUGCACCUGCACCACCGCAACCGGGGAUGCAGGCUCCAGUGCCUCUUCCACCGCCUCCGGUCGGUCAAGGUCCAGCCGAGUCGUCGUCAGCAUCCUCGACCUCUGCGGCAGCUGUCACAUCUGUCGGUCACGAGAGGGAGAGUAGUGAACUGUCCCCGCCCGUACCAAACAGGAGCAACAUCCGGAAUCGAGUGGAGCUGUCUGCAUCGCCGGGCCAUGAGAAGAAGAACCCAUUGACGGUGUCACCAAUCGAGGAGGAAGCCACAAUCUCAACCAACGAAUCGUCACCUGAAUCCGGUACCAAGACAGGGCUGCAGCCCAGACCCCUUUUUAAUACACAGGGGCCUUUAACCCCGGAACAGCCCCCGCCCCUGCCGCCCAAGAAGCCUUUGCAGCAAAAGUCAACUUUGAGCAACCUGAAGAAUGCAGCGGUUGGCAUCCAUGGAGUGGCUGAGACUCUCCGCGGCACCAUAAAUGACGCUGUAGACAGACGCUUUGGUGACGAUGACUUUUCAAGGAACAAAAAUCAGGCUGCUAUCGAGGCGGGGCGGGCUGAGAUGGCAGCUGCGAGGGAAAGGGGACGGUUACGACAACUACAAGAGACGCAGCAGCAACAGCAGGGCCAAUCUCCCUAUGGACAUCAACACCAACAGCAAGAUGACAACAGCGCAUUUGUCCACGUCGAGCCCGACGCUAAUGAAGAUUACUACCAUCCGUCAAGCCACGCCGGCCGACAAGGCUCGUUCGGAGAGGCCGGGGCCAUGAGCAGCAGCACCCCUAGUGGUGGCACCCCCAGCAGCAUGGGCAGUGCAAGCAGUGGCGGAUAUCCUCCGGCUGGUCAGGGUGCGGCGUCCGGUGCGUACGACAACGGUAGCGGGGGAACUGGCUCCCAAGGGGGUCUGGAGAGGGGCAAGGGGAGACUGGGGAGCUUUGUCAAGAUGAUGAGGCAUGGGCCUAUGAGUGCAGAGGUGAUGCCAGAAAGACGAGACAGGGACGCCAGGUUGAGUGUGGUGAAUGAGUAA